UUAGUGAUCUUUUUAGGCUCUCAGCAGAAUAUUUGUAGCCGUGACCUACAUUUCUAAAUAUGGAUUAACACACUCGGAACGACGCUAGAAGAGGACGGACAGUCUCACUGAAAGAUUUUUGUAUCACUAUGGCUGACAUGACGAGAUUAAACGAGGAUCUAAAGGUCAAGGCCAGAAUGAGCAAAGCUCACGCCAAAGAUCCUCUUGAGUUAGUGCAAGCUCAGUUCCUGGCUCGAGGGGCUAGUGGUAUCAAAGGAGCUCAAAGACGAUUUCGUAUCAUGGAUGAUGACAGUAACCGGAAGUUGUCAUUCGAAGAAUUCACCAAAGGUCUUCGUGAUGUUGGCAUCUCGCUACAAAAGGACCAAGAGAUUGAACUGUUUCGUACGUUUGACAGGGACGGAGAAGGAACUAUCAACUUUGACGAGUUUCUCAGGACUGUUCAACCUAAGAUGAAUGACAGAAGAAGAAAACUCGUUGAAGCUGCAUUUGCAAAAAUGGACAAAACAGGGGAUGGUGUGAUUACCGUCAAAGAUAUUGCUCUGUGUUACAACGCCAAGAAACACCCCAAGUUUUUGAGUGGGGAGUGGUCGGAAAACAAAGUCUACCAGGAGUUUCUCACUUGUUUUGAAGCUGAGGGCCAUGUGGAUGGAUCGGUGGAGUUGGAAGAAUUUGUGUCCUACUAUGCAGCUAUCAGCUGUAGCAUUGAUAACGACGCUUACUUUGAUCUGAUGAUGCGAAACAGCUGGGGGAGUGAUCUCAUAGUUUAGAAAUGUUUUUGCUUGUGUGAGGCUCUAGACUCCAGCACCCUAGCAAUGAUGUGUCUAUGAUUUUAUUACUUUAUUUAUUUUUUAAAGAGCAUUCCAAGUUUUGAAGAAUUAUGUAGCCUUCUGGUAGGCUGUGCUGUUAAACUUUUAUUAUUUCCUCCAAUUUUUAAAAUUAGAGGCUACUGGUUGUAGCAAAAGUUUAGCAAAAGGAAGUCAAAGUAGUUGAAACAAGAAAAAUAACACUUGUAAGUUAAUGUAAGUCAUUAAGUUAAGGGAAAAUUCGAGCUGGGUCUAAUGUACCAGUAAACUACCUUUACACUUGCGGCAUGUAUACUGUACAUGUCUGGAAAAACUAAUUUCGUUGUAUGUAAAUUAUAUCAGAACAUGUAUGGGGGGGGGGGGCUACUCACUUUUUGAGAAGUUUUUUUUAUACGUGUAUAGUAUACAUGUCGCAAGUGUAAACGCUGUGCUUUAUAGGAGAAAUGUCUGGCUCAGACAGUUUCAACUCCAUAGAUCUGACAAGCUGCAGUCAUGUGUCGAUCUGACAAGCUGCAGUCAUGUGUAGAUCUGACAAGCUGCAGUCAUGUGUGGCCCAUAGAUCUGACAAGCUGCAGUCAUGUGUAGAUCUGACAAGCUGCAGUCAUGUGUGGCCCAUAGGUCUGACAAGCUGCAGUCAUGUGUGGAUCUGACAAGCUGCAGUCAUGUGUGGCCUAGUUCAAAAGGGGGCUCUGAAUCUUAUCACAUUUAAUUAACAGAAUGACAAUUUUUGAUCGACCUUUUAUAUUUUAAGGGUCUAAAUAUGCUCAUUUUGCAUCAGAAAUAGCAUGGAACAAACUUCACUGGGAUUGCUAACAGUUGCUUAGUUUGAUCAUCAUAAGUACAGCAAUUGACCUAAUCUAACUGAUACUAAUUUAUUUUUUAUUGAAAUACUUGAUCCAA
Physella acuta is the source of this 1703-nucleotide messenger RNA. Its product is annotated as calcyphosin-like protein. Gene Ontology annotation, molecular function: calcium ion binding. Lineage: Eukaryota; Metazoa; Mollusca; Gastropoda; Physidae. The record is from RefSeq and is a predicted model, not a curated record.